Fusarium keratoplasticum is the source of this 612-nucleotide messenger RNA. RefSeq names its product N-acetyltransferase domain-containing protein. The coding region runs from base 1 to 612 and encodes 203 amino acids. The transcript has a single exon. The record is from RefSeq and is a predicted model, not a curated record. Gene Ontology annotation, molecular function: acyltransferase activity, transferring groups other than amino-acyl groups. NCBI's taxonomy places the organism in Eukaryota, Fungi, Ascomycota, Sordariomycetes, Hypocreales, Nectriaceae.
AUGGCCUCCAUCACUAUCCGUCCAGCCACUGAAGAAGACCUCCCCUCUAUGCUAUCAGUCUACUUCUCCGCCUUUUCCCCCAGCCCCUUCUCCCAACGCUGCUUCCCGUCUACAUCACCAGAUGUCCAAGCCUGGACCGCCGACAAGCUCCGGUCCCAAAUCGGAACCCCGGACAAUCACGUCGUCAUCGCCGAGUCCGAGCCCGGCUCCGUCCUCGGCUGGGCCCGCUGGGUCCGCCGGCCCGCCGCUCCGUCCAAGAGGGCAAUCCUCUCCGAGUCUGACUACCCUUCCUCAGGAGACCCGGCCCUUGCUGUGCGUUUGUUCCAGGCCAAUGCCGACGCUACAUACAAGCACGCGGCGGGAGAGUCGUACUGGUUUCUGAGUACUAUCGCCACGGCCAAGGAAGCACAGCGACGUGGCGUUGGAUCGGCACUGAUGCAGUUUGGAGUUGAUAAGGCAGACGAGGAAGGAUGGAUGGCAUAUCUGAACAGCUCCCCUGAAGGUAAGGGGUUAUACAAAAAGUUUGGGUUUCAAGUUGUCGACGAGUCUGAGAUUCCAGAGCUCAAUAUCGUGCAGUAUCACAUGAAGAGAGCGGCAAAAUCAAGUUCAUGA